CAAAAAGUCCACUCUUUGCCUUUGUCCUAUUGGCUGCUAAUUACAUCUUCUGUUUACAAAAACCUGGAAUUGGACUCCUCAAAUUCUUCCUAUCGAUAACUCAGUUUUCUCCAAGGUAAGAUCCCUUUACUUUGGAUACUGCAGCAUGGACAGUGGAGCUCAAAAGAUCUUUAAUGGAAAAGAAGAUAGCUAUGGAGGUGUUGUGGUGAACUUGAUGGAAAUGGAACCCAUGGAUGCUCAGGAUUUUGAGGCAAAGCUGGACAAUUCACUUAAGGCAUGGAAAGAUCAGGGGAAGAAAGGAAUUUGGAUCAAGCUGUCUAGUAAGCUAUCUAGUCUUGUUGACACUGCAAUAAAGAGAGGGUUUACAUACCACAAUGCCGAGAAAGAUUACGUGAUGUUACAUAUUGGGAUCAGUGCUUUUGUCCUAAACAAGAGCAAAGAGGGUGAGGGUAUUUGGGCUGGAGCAGUUAGGGAAAUGGAAGAAGAAACUGGUAUUGAGACAAAAUUUGUAGAAGUCCUGGCUUUCAGGGAAAGCCACCAAUCAUUCUUGGAAGAAAAAACAGAUAUAUUUUUCCUCUGCGAGUUGAAGCCAAGCAAUAUUGAAAUCAAGAAACAAGAUUCUGAGAUCUUGUAUGCUAAGUGGAUGCCAAUUGACGAAUACGUAAACCAACCCUUUAACCAGGAGAAAGAGUUGUUCAGGUACAUGGCUAACAUAUGCCUAAAGAGGUCUAAGGAGAAGGAGAAGUACGCAGGUUUCUCCACUGUCCUCACUACGACUGCUUCUGGUAAGGAAAGCUAUCUUUACUGCAGAACCGACCACGACAACCUCCUCAACGGAGAGUGUGACGAAGACUCCACCUCUCUCUUCCAAAAAUGUUUCUGUUUCACUUAGUCCACUGUCUCCUGCCUUCCAAAAGUGAAACGCUACCAAAUAUUUGAUUGUAUUGUUUAACUAUAAUAUCUCUUACCAACACAAACA
This is a messenger RNA of Eutrema salsugineum, 979 nucleotides long. RefSeq names its product nudix hydrolase 6. Gene Ontology annotation, molecular function: NAD binding; ADP-ribose diphosphatase activity; NADH pyrophosphatase activity. NCBI's taxonomy places the organism in Eukaryota, Viridiplantae, Streptophyta, Magnoliopsida, Brassicales, Brassicaceae. The record is from RefSeq and is a predicted model, not a curated record.